This is a messenger RNA of Annulohypoxylon truncatum, 1524 nucleotides long. Its product is annotated as putative dimethylaniline monooxygenase. Gene Ontology annotation, molecular function: N,N-dimethylaniline monooxygenase activity; flavin adenine dinucleotide binding; NADP binding. Bases 1 to 1524 code for a protein of 507 amino acids. The record is from RefSeq and is a predicted model, not a curated record. Lineage: Eukaryota; Fungi; Ascomycota; Sordariomycetes; Xylariales; Hypoxylaceae. The transcript is spliced from 4 exons.
AUGAGCGAGGAAAAGAAAAUUAAAUCCGUGGCUGUAGUUGGCGCCGGUGCUGCCGGAGCAAUUACGGCGGCAGCUUUAAAGGCCGAGAAUUACUUUGAGCGGAUCCGAGUCUUCGAGAGGCGGGAAACGCCCGGCGGAACAUGGAUAUUCGACCCGGACCCUCAACCGGCCCUCAAGGUCGAGCCGGGGAAGCUACCCCCGGAAGUAGAUCCGCCCCUGGAGAUCCCCCAAGAUCUGCCCCGGGUCACGGCGCCUGACCGGCGAGAGCGGUUCUCCAAGACGCCGAUCUACAACUCUUUAACGACCAACGUCCCAGACAUCGCGAUGUCCUUCUCGGACCGGCGGUUCGCCUACGGGCCCUUUGCGCCGCACUACGUUCCGCGGCAGUACCUCGAGAGUUACUUCUCCGCCCACGGGACCGAUAAGCUGCUGAGCCUCAACACCACCGUCGAGGACAUAUCCAAGCUCCCACCCGCUACUACCACCGCGGAGGGCAGCGGCGGCGGUUUCGACCGCUGGAAGCUAACGCUCCGAAAAUACGACCCGGCGCGGCACGUGGACGCGUGGUGGGAGGAGGACUUCGACGCCGUGAUCCUAGCGAACGGGCACUACUCGGUCCCCUACGUACCGCGCGUCGACGGCCUCGAAGCCUACGUCGCCGCGUACCCGGGCCGCGUGCAGCACUCAAAGUACUACCGCUCCCCCCUCCCGUACGCCGGAAAGAAGGUCCUCGUAAUCGGCAACUCAGCCUCAGGCCACGACCUAACCGCCGAACUCGUGUCCACAGCCUCCCUCCCCGUCCUCCAAUCGCGGCGCUCGCCCUCGCGCUGGGACGGGGACACGCCCCCGCCCGGCAUACGCUGGAAACCCGUCAUCCGAUCCUACUCCGCGUCGACGGGCUCAAUCCACUUCUCCGACGGCACCACGCUCCGCGAGUCGGACGUAGACCACGUGAUCUACGCGACGGGCUACAAGCCGUCCUUCGCGUUCUGGAACGCGGCGCGCAACGGCGGCCCGCUGUACGACUACGCCGCGAACAAGCUCGUGGGGAACUACCUGCACACUUUCUUCCGGGCGUACCCGACGUUAGCCGUCGUCGGCGUCCCGCGCGUUCUCACGUUCCGGUCCUUCGAGUACCAGGCCGUCGCCCUCGCGCGCCUCUUCAGCAGUAGGAACGCGCGUCCCCUUCCGUCGGUAGCAGAGCAGGAGCGCUGGGAGAGGGAGCGGGAAGAGCUGACGCGGCGCGAGGGCAGGAAAUUCCACGACGUGGACUGGGAGUCCGGGGAGACGUUUGCGUGGCUGGAAGCGCUGUUCGAUAUAGCCGGGUUAGGCACGCUAAGGGGUGAGGGGAGGAUACCGCCUGCGUUGACGGAGGAGAUGAUUUGGGCGAUUGAGCAUGUUAAGAAGUACCCUGAGCCGGGGAAAGGAAAAGAUGCGGAUGGGGAUAAAGAUGGCGAGGAACGUCAGGACGGGGAGUGGGUGCUAGUUGAGAGGCAACGUAAAGACUUGUUAGCUUUCAUAUAG